Molecule: messenger RNA, 2916 nt
Organism: Emiliania huxleyi CCMP1516
Lineage: Eukaryota; Haptophyta; Isochrysidales; Noelaerhabdaceae
Exons: 10
Coding region: 1-2916 (971 amino acids)
Biological process (GO): nuclear-transcribed mRNA poly(A) tail shortening
Cellular component (GO): PAN complex; P-body
Molecular function (GO): nucleic acid binding; protein binding
Source: RefSeq, a predicted model, not a curated record
AUGGAUUUUUAUUGGCUUCCAGCACCUCCGCCCACCGCUGGCCGCUGGGUUGCCUCUGCGAAGGCCCCGAUGGAGGACUUGCAGGUGAUUGGCACGAUUCAGCCAUCGGAGGCGCCGCUGCACCUCGUCGGCUUUGACCCUGGAGAGGAGCUACUCUGGUCAGCGAGCCAGGCCGGCAUGGUUUACGCGCACCUCAUGCUCUCGGGCGCACCGCACGUUGCAUUUCGGACGGACCGGGAGAUGUCGCCGGCGGUGGCGGUGUUUCCGCACAGCUCGGGGUUGGUGACGCUCACCUACGCCGCGGCACACUUUAUCUCGCGCGGCGGCGUCGAGCUCGCCGAGGUGCGGCACGAGUCGCUCGGCGUCCUCUCUGCCGGAGUGAUGUGCGCGAGCGGCCGGACGCCAGCCGUCGCCCUCUGCGGGGCGGGCACGGCAGACGGCACAGAGGGGAGCGGACCGAGUUUGGCGCUGAUGGAUCUCUCCACCGCGCAGCUCACGGUGCAGCUGCCGCUCGAGAUAGUUCCGACCGUCGCUCGGUGGGAGGGUCGGUCCGGGCUGCUUGUCCUGGGCGGCGGCGACGGCCUCGCUCGCGUCUUCGACGUGCGUUCGGGCGUGAAAGCGGUCGGCGCAGCGCCGCUCUUCCCGCGCGGCGUCAUCCACGACCUAGACGUGCAGGACAACUCGCUCGCCGCCAGCGCCCUCCGCGCGCAGCUUGGCCCGCUUGGCCACGAUGAGUACGUCUUUGACUCGAACCUGCGCACCGCGGACCUCCGCCAGCUGUCGCGGCCCGGCGCGCAGCUCUUCUUCGCGCCCGGGAUGACGGCGCCGUCCGAGGUCGCGACCGGCGCGGCGCACCGCGGCGGCCAGCUGUGCGCGCUCAGCCUCUCCUCGUCGGGCCUGCUCGUCGCCGCUUCCGACUCGACCGGCUGCAUCGACGUCUGCGCGCCCACCGAGCAGACGCAGAUCGCCGUCAACUUUUCGCCCGAGCCGGCCGACCCGCUCCCCUUCCUCGCGUGGGGAGAGCCGCCCAGCGCGCUCGGGCUCCUCCCCGACCCGCCGCCCUACGCCGAUGCCCCGCUGGCGAGCGACUGGCCCGCAAAGCAGCUCGGCAAGCGAGGCACGCGGUACGCCGAGCCGGAGGUGCUGCUCGCCACGAUCCGCUCGCUGGCGCCCAAGCAGCACGUCUCCUUCGGCGCAGUGCCCGCGAUCUACAUCCCGAACACAGAGACUCGCUUCGGUGGCGACGCGGAGCCCGCCGAGACGAGGAGUGUGCAGUCGAUGGUGACCAAGCUGCAGCUGCCCGGCGGGGGCGAGGGAGGCGCGCCGCCGCGCUUUGUGGAGGCGCUCGGCGCGUGCUUUUGCAGCGAGUCGACGUCGCGCGCGUGGCACGCGCCGAGCAAGACGUACCGCCGCUGCACCAUGCGCAAGGUGAUGAUGCGCACACCCGGCGUCCUCCUUUUGCUGUGCGAUGAGCUCGGCGGCAGCGUGAUGGAGGAGUGGGAGGCGGCGCACGGCGAGCCGUGGCUGCCGAGUGCCUUUGGGCUAUCGCUGCCGAGCGAGCGGCAGCGCGGCGUGGCGAACGCUGCUGCCGACGGCGGCGUAGGCGGGGAGUCGGAGGGGUCGGGGCUUCCCGCCGAGGAAGGAGGUGACGCCGCCACAGCAGAGCCGGCGGCGGAGGGCGUAGAUGCGCCGGCUGUGCGCGCGCUCGAGGCGGGCGGCGGCGUCGGCGACGGCGAGCAGGAGUACGAGCUGCGGGGGCUGAUGAGCUUCACCAGAAGCACGUUUGUCCACGCCAAGGAAGGCUCGGGCCACCUCACCCUCUCUUUCCGCGUGCCCAAGCUCGACACGCCCCCCGCACGCACGGCGGCGGCGGGCUUCGAGAGUGCGGCGCCGUCGACCGCUGCAGCGGCGACCCCGUCCGUUGGGCGGGACUCGGCGGUGGCGCCUGAGUACACACCGGAGGCGGCCGCGGCGGCUUGGGACGGCGCGGCGGAGUGGUUCGUGUGGAACGACUUUGCGCUCGGGCCCGCGGCAGAGGAGGAGGUGCGGCGGGCGCACUCGCUCUGGAAGCGGCCGGCCAUCGCGGUCUACACGCGGCGGAGCCUGGCUGUCGACCUCACAGCGCUGCCCCUCCGGCCCGCCGAGCGUAUGGCUGUUGCGGCUGACAUCGCGCCGGAGUAUUCGCUGCUGGAGGUGCCGGCGCCUGCGGCCGGCUCAGCCAUCUCUGCUGCAGGCUUCAAGCCCUCCUUCAAGCCGCUCGGCUUGUCGGAGCUUCCGCUCGCCACUGGCCAGCUCGUUGCGAUCGACGCCGAGUUCAUCGCCGUGACGCGGCGGGGCAAGCGAGGCGCCAACGUGGUGGUCAAGCCGGCGCGGCUCGCGCUUGCGCGCGUGUCUUGCGUGCGCGGCCAAGGGCCGCACCACGGCGAGGCUUUCGUCGACUCGUACAUCGCCCAGGCGGAGCCGGUGGUCGACUACCUGACGCGCUUCUCUGGGCUGCGGCCGGGGGACCUCGACCCGUCCGUCUCGCCGCACCACAUCACCACUAUGAAGGCGGCCUACCUCAAGCUGCGCCAGCUGGUCGACGCUGGCUGCGUCUUUGUUGGGCACGGCCUCAAGAAGGACUUCGAGAUGAUCAACAUGCGAGUGCCGCCUGAGCAGGUGCUCGACACCGUCGAGCUCUUCUGGGCGCCUGGCAAGCGCCGCAUCUCGCUCCGCUUCCUUGCCUUCCACAUGUGCGAAAUUCACAUGUCCAACCGGCUCCACGACACGCACGACUCGAUCGAGGAUGCGCGGACUGCCCUGCAGAUCUACGACAAGUACGUUGAACUUCGUGCCCAGGGGCAGGCUGUCCUCGACGCUGCGAUUGAUGAGCUCUACCGUGUCGGCCGAGAGAUGAGCUGGGAGUUUUCUUUGUAA